Dama dama (fallow deer) is the source of this 8249-nucleotide messenger RNA. RefSeq lists its product as uncharacterized. Lineage: Eukaryota; Metazoa; Chordata; Mammalia; Artiodactyla; Cervidae. The transcript has 2 exons. The coding region runs from base 1615 to 3210 and encodes 531 amino acids. The record is from RefSeq and is a predicted model, not a curated record.
CUAAUAUAGAUAAUACUUUUGAAAAUGAUAUGGCAAAAUUUUGAUGAAAUGGGAAAUUUGAAAAUUCAAAAUUUUGUUGAUGUAAAUCAGUGCCCCUUUCAGAAAACAAUUUUGCAAUUUGUAUCAGUCCUUUAAGGGUCAGGUAUGUUUAACCCACUGUAUCAAUCAGAAGGUGGAAGCUGUGCCAGUAUUUUCCUUUCUAAAAUUCUCUCCUGAGGACAUGGUCAGAAAUUUGUAUUAAAGAUUUAUAGGUAAACAGAAGUCUUUAUUUCAGAGUUGUUUAUGAUAGUAGAAACCUAGAACCAGUCCAACUUCCAACAGUGAAAGCAUGGCUAAGUAAAGUGAGGUACAAUGUCUGUACAAAAUUGUUACGAAUAAAAUGAAAGGAAAAAAGAGUAAAGAAAUCAUUUCAGAAUAUUAAUAGUAGUUGUCUUUGGUGGACUUACAAGUGAUUUUUUUUAUGCUUUUCUGUAUUUUCCUGUUGAAAAAUAUUUUUUAAGAAAAAUUUAUGGUGGACUUUAAGAAUUUCCUGUAAGAUACUUAGCUUCCAAAUCAUAUUAAAAUAUGAAAGGAAAUAACACAUUUAAUCUGAGAAGGCAUAAUAAGAGAGAGUACUGGAACUAUUUAAAAGCAUGAAAUAAGAUGAAAUAAGUAGAAUAUAAAAUUGAAUAUAUGUGGUUGUAGAAAACUGUAUGCAUAGAUAAGCAGAAAAUAAGUGAAAAUUGAUCUGAGGGAAUUUUUUAGUGAUAGUAUGAGCUUUUUUCUUUUUUCAAAAUUGUGUUUAUUCCAUUGUUAUAAUUUUUGAGAACAGAAGGAAAUCAGUGCUUUUAAAAAAAAAAAAUGUGACUAUGGUUAUGGGCUUCCUUGGUAGCUCAGAUGGUAGAGAAUCUGUCUGCAGUACAGGAGACCCACGUUCGAUCCCUGGGUCAGAAAGAUCCCCAGAGAAGGGAAUGGCAGCCCAUUCCAAUAUUCUUGCCUGGAGAAGGCCAUGGAGUUGCAAAGAGUCAGACAUGACCAAACAACUAAUGCUUUCACUUUCAUAGUUAUAUAUUCCCAAAGUUAGAAACAUUUGCAAUUUACUGGAUUACAUGACAUGUUUUCAUUGCUUUCACUACUUCCUUUUUUAAAAAUUGUGUUGAAGUAUAGUAGGAAGUCGAGAAACAGGCAGAUUUGGCCUUGGAGUACAGAAUGAAGCAGGGUAAAGGCUAAUAAGAGUUUUGUCAAGAGAACGCACUGGUCAUAGCAAACACCCUCUUCCAACAACACAAGAGAAGACUCUACACAUGGACAUCACCAGAUGGUCAACACUAAAAUCAGAUUGAUUAUAUUCUUUGCAGCCAAAGAUGGAGAAGCUCUAUACAGUCAGCAAAAACAAGACCAGGAACUGACUGUGGCUCAGAUCAUGAACUCCUCAUUGCCAGAUUCAGACUUAAAUUGAAGAACGUAGGGAAAACCACUAGACCAUUCAGGUAUGACCUAAAUCAAAUCCCUUAUGACUAUACAGUGGAAGUGAGAAAUAGAUUUAAGGGACUAGAUCUGAUAGACAGAGAGCCUAAUGAACUAUGGACGGAGGUUUGUGACAUUGUACAGGAGACAGGGAUCAAGACCAUCCCCAUGGAAAAGAAAUGCAAAAAGGCAAAGUGGUUGUCUGAGGAGGCCUUACAAAUAGCUGUGAAAAGAAGGGAAGUGAAAAGCAAAGGAGAAAAGGAAAGAUAUUCCCGUUUGAAUGCAGAGUUCCAAAGAAUAGCCAGGAGAGAUAAGAAAGCCUUCCUCAGCUAUCAAUGCAAAGGAAUAGAGGAAAACAAUAGAAUGGGAAAGACUAGAGAUCUCUUCAAGAAAAUUAGAGAUAUCAAGGGAGCAUUUCAUACAAAGAUGGGUUCUAGAAAGGACAGAAAUGGUAUGGACCUAACAGAAACAGAAGAUAGCAAGAAGAGGUGGCAAGAAUACACAGAGGAACUGUACAGAAAAGAUCUUCAAGACCCAGAUAAUCACAAUGGUGUGAUCACUCACCUAGAGCCAGACAUCCUGGAAUGUGAAGUCAGGUGGUCCUUAGAAAGCAUCACUACGAACAAAGCUAGUGGAGGUGAUGGAAAUCCAGUUGAGCUAUUUCAAAUCCUGAAAGAUGAUGCUGUGAAAGUGCUACACUCAAUAUGCCAGCAAAUUUGGAAAACUCAGCAGUGCCCACAGGACUGGAAAAGGUCAGUUUUCAUUCCAAUUCCAAAGAAAGGCAAUGCCAGAGAAUGCUCAAACUACCGCACAGUUGCACUCAUCUCACACGCUAGUAAAGUAAUGCUCAAAAUUCUCCAAGCCAGGCUUCAGCAAUACGUGAACCGUGAACUUCCAGAUGUUCAAGCUGGUUUUAGAAAAGGCAGAGGAACCAGAGAUCAAAUCGCCAAUAUCCGCUGGAUCAUUGAAAAAGCAAGAGAGUUCCAGAAAAACAUCUAUUUCUGCUUUAUUGACUAUCCCAAAGCCUUUGACUGUGUGGAUCACAAUAAACUGUGGAAAAUCCUGAAAGAGAUGGGAAUACCAGACCACCUGACCCACCUCUUGAGAAACCUGUAUGCAGAGUACAUCAUGAGAAACACUGGGCUGGAAGAAGCACAACCUGGAAUCAAGACUGCCGGAAGAAAUAUCAAUAACCUCAGAUAUGCAGAUGACACCACCCUUAUGGCAGAAAGUGAAGGUGAACUAAAAAGCCUCUUGAUUAAAGUGAAAGAGGAGAGUGAAAAAGUUGGCUUAAAGCUCAACAUUCAGAACACUAAGAUCAUGGCAUCUGGUCCCAUCACUUUAUGGGAAAUAGAUGGGGAGAGAGUGGAAACAGUGUCAGACUUUAUUUUUUGGGGCUCCAAAAUCACUGCAGAUGGUGACUGCAGCCAUGAAAUUAAAAGAUGCUUACUCCUUGGAAGGAAAGUGACGACCAACCUAGAUAGCAUAUUAAAAAGCAGAGACAUUACUUUGUCAACAGAGGUCCGUCUAUUCAAGGCUAUGGUUUUUCCAAUGGUCAUGUAUGGAUGUGAGAGUUGGACUGUGAAGAAACCUGAGCGCCGAAAAAUUGAUGCUUUUGAACUAUGGUAUUGGAGAAGACUCUUGAGAGUCCCUUGGACUGCAAGGAGAUCCAACCAGUCCAUCCUAAAGGAGAUCAGUCCUGGGUGUUCAUUGGAAGGAUUGAUGCUGAAGUUGAAACUCCAGUACUUUGGCCACCUCAUGUGAAGAGUUGACUCAUUGGAAAAGACCCUGAUGCUGGGAGGGAUUAGGGACAGGAGGAGAAGGGGACAACAGAGGAUGAGAUGGCUGGAUGGAUGGACAUGAGUUUGAGUAAAUUCCGGGAGUUUGUGAUGGACAGGGAGGCCUGGCAUGCUGCGAUUCAUGGGGUCGCAAAGAGUUGGACACGACUAAGCAACUGAACUGAACUGAUAGUUGAUUUACAAUGCUGUGUUAACUGCUUCUGUCCAACAGAGUGGCUCAAUUACACACACACACACACACACACACACACACACACACACACGUAUAUUCUUUUUCAUAUUCUUUUCCGUUAUGCUUUGUCACAGGAUACUGUGCUAUAUACAUUGUUGUUUAUCCACUCUAUAUAUGUUUGUCUCUACUAAUUCCAAACUCCCAUUCUUUUCCUCCCCUACUCCUCCCUCUAGGCAACCACUUUUUAUAUCUGUGAGUCUGUUUUUGUCUUGUAGAUAUGUUGAUUUGUAUUGUAUUUUAGAUUCCACAUAUAAGUGAUGUUAUGUGGUAUUUGGCUUUCUGACUUUGCCUAGUGUGAUAAGCUCUAGGUCCAUUCACGUUGCUGCAAAUGGCAUUAUUUCAUUUUCUUCCAUGGGUGAGUAGUAUUUCUCUGUGUGUGUGUAUGGUGUGGUGUGUGUGUGUGUAUUCCACAUCUUCCAUGGGUGAGUAAUACUCCAGUGUGUGUGUUCCACAUCUUUAUCCAUUCAUCAUUUUCUUCCAUGGGUGAGUAGUAUUCCUGUGUGUGUGUGUGUGUGCGCAUGUGUGUGUAUUCCACAUCUUCUUUAUCCAUUCAUCUAUUGGUGAACAUUGUGGUUGUUUCCAUGUCUUGCCUAUUGUAAAUAGUGCUGCUAUGAACAUAGAGGUGCUUGUAUCUUUUUGAAUUAUUAUUUUGUCUGAGUAUGUGCAAAGAGGUGGGAUUGCUGGAUCAUACGGCAACUCUUUUAGUUUUUUGAAGAAUCUCCAUACUGUUUUCCCACCAACAGUAUGAGAAGGGUUUCCUUUUCCUUCUACAACAUUUGUUACUUAUAGACUUUUUAAUGAUGGACAUUCUGGUUGGUGUGAGGUGGUACCUCGUUGUAGUUCUGAUUUGCAUUUCUCUAAUAUUUAGCACUGUUGAGUGUCUUUCUAUGUGCCUACCAGUCAUCUGAGUGUCUUCUUUGGGGAAAUGUCUGAAUAGAUGUGGAAUAUAUAUAUACAUUCUGAAGUCUGGGAGAGUUAUGCCUAUUUGUCUUUCAACACUUUAAUUUCAAUAUUUUAAAAACACUUUCUUGAAUAAGUAGUCUUCAUAGGUCUGUUUUUCUUAAUGAAAAAUGAAUUUAUUUUAGUUGGAAGCCUGUUUGGCUUGCUGAUGGUAAAAAAUGUUAGAAGUUUAUUCUCUGAACAUUAUAAUUGCAUUUUUCACUGUUUAUCAAUCUUGAAAUUUCCUAUUUCUCUGGAGGUAGUCUAGUAUAGUUCAAAUAAAAUGAGUUAUAUAGACAUGACAAAGCAUAUUAUUUGUGAAAAUGGCAGGAAAUUGGAGUUAUUUUAAUGAUGGCUAAGAAUUUUUUUCACUUUUAUCAUUUGCUACUAAACUGAAUUCUGAGAAAUUCAUGAUACUGAAUAUAUUAAUAUGUAAUAACAGUAUAAGCAAAGAUUUUAAGUAAAUGUGUCAUUUUGCCAAGAAUUCAUUUUUUAACCUGUUAUCCAUGAGUGAAAUAGAAAUAUAAGGAAAUGCAAGAAGAGAGCAAAGGGCAGCUUUAAAUGAUAUAAUUUUGUUAGGAGUGGGAGCCACAGCAAGAGAACUCUAUUCUCCUUAUUUUAUCCUCCAGUAAGAUAAGAGCGUUACAGAAGUGGCUAAGCUAAUCCAGGUUAAGAAGAUGAGUGAAGUAGGAGUUUUUGUUCUUUUCUAGGAAAGAAAUGGAGUGUUAAUCAUGAAUCCUCUUAGAUCUAAAGUUAUUUUGUGAAUCUCUGGUUAAAUCUAUGAGUUUUUUGCCAAAUUAUGUUGACACAUGGCUGAGGGUUUUGUUUUAUUUCUAUCUUCUUUGGUCUGAAAUAUAAUUCAGAAGCACUGUUGUAUUUUUCAACUCCUGAGGUUGGUUUGGUUUGUUUCUUUGCUUUAAAGUAAUUUUUUUUUUAAUUGGUAUUCUCUAUCUGGUGAGACAUUCUGGCCUGGAGAAUUCCAUGGACUGCUUAGUCCAUUGGGUCACAGAGAGCUGGACGCAACUGAGCGACUUUCAUUUUCACUUCUUCACACGUUAGUUCUUUAGACAUAGUUUCCUUUAGUUCAUUGAAGGCUUUAUUCUGUGUGUGAAUCGUACUCUCUUGUUUAUGUGUCUGUCUCAUAAUUUUGGGUUGAAAAUUGAAAAUUUAGAAUAAUAGAAAAUGGCAGCUCUGCAAUCAAAGCUGCCCCUGUUCCCAAGGUUUGUUGUUUGUUUGUUGAUUUUUUGCUAUUUUUGUUUUUUGUGUAGUGAUUGUCUAGACUAAUUCUUUGAGUCUGUGUUUGUUGUAUGUGGCCACCAAAGUCUGCUUGGUUACAUUAGUGGUCAACUAAUGACUUGACAGACUUCCUUAAAUACCUAUAACUAAUAGGUCUCCAAUCUGCCUUCAGUACAUAACCAGGCAUUUUACAACUUUGCCUUAGCCUUCGCUUUUGCUUGUACAGAGCCUCAUGUCAGUCCUCAAGAUCAGUCUUGAGAGUGUAGGACCUUCUCAGGUCUUUCCUGAUCAUGCACAGAGGUCUGUGUAUGCAUGUGGUCUUCAUGAUCCCCAGAAAGAUUUUGGAGAUUUCAAAGUCCCAGUGGACUUUCUGUUCUGCUUUAAGCUUUUUGCUUAACCAUAACACAUUGUUUUCCCUGACUAUUAAAACUGUUACCCACUGCCUCAGGCUACCCUGAUAUUCAACAGUUGUGUUUCAUUGUUUUUGACAGAUACCUCUAGGGAAAAGGCCGUUUUAUAACAGCAACUCUUGUCAAGUUAAAUAAAAACAGCCUUUGAGUGGCAUCUUCCAGGGAUCAUCAGACAGUUCCAAUAAUUCUCUUGGAUAGGGUUUUGAAAGAACCUCAUUUGCCCUCUGUAGUGGCUGCCAGACUGCUGAUUUUUCUGCUAUGAUUGUAGUCUCUUGUUUUUAGGCUACCAUGGUACUAGGGAGGGGGUGAUGGAAAUAGGAUAAGUUAAAACACCAUGGAGUUCUUACCAAGAUUCAGCUGUUCUUGGAUAAAUGCUCCCUGGACUGCUGUUAAGCUGUUGGUUAAUUUCCAGAGUUCUAAAAAAGCUGAUUCUAACUUUUUUUGGCCAGUGUUUUUAUGCUGUUUUGGAGAAGAGAAUGUUUGUUAGGUCUAUACUGUGUCAUUUUCAGUGACAUUCCAGGUUGUCUUUUAAGCCUCUCCGAUACAUUUUUUGCACGCUUUAGACAAACUCAUCUUACUUGUUUUAAAAUCACUAUUCACUUCUCAUUGCUCUUAGAGACCAAAAUUUUCAUUUUUGACCUACAAAGUCAUGCAUUGUCUUGCAUUCUCUUUUCUUCAGUUGUUUUUCACUGUAUUGCUCUUUCCUUACUUAAAGUUGCCUUCAGUCAUUUAAGUAGAUUUUUGUGUCACCUUCCAUUUUAUAGCAGGCUUCCCAGAUGGCUCAGAUGGUAAAGUAUCUGCCUGCAAUGUCGGAGACUUGGGUUCGAUCCCUGGGUUGGGAAGGUCCCCUGGAGAAGGUAAUGGCAACUCCAGCAUUCUUGUGUGGAGAAUCCCACGGGCAGAGGAACCUGGUGGGCUACACAGUCCAUGGGAUCACAGAGUCAAACACGACUAACACCACAGUUUCAUAAUAAAAAAAACUAUAGGAAUUUUGAUUGGAAUUGCAUUGAAUAUAGUUUAGUUUAGAAGAAAAUUGCUAUUUUAGUAUUUUACUGUUGUCAUAUAUGAAAAUGGCAUAUUUCUUUAUUCAGGUGUUCUAUAUAUCCUUUAGUACAAUUUUAUCAUUUUUUCCCGUAAAGAUGACAUCCAUCUCUUGUUAGAUUUAUUUGUAGGUACCUUAUAGCCCUGUUAUUGUAUAAGGAAACUUUUUCUAAUUUAUUAAUUAUAAAAGCUUCUGUUUUUUGUUAUUGUUGAUUUAAUUUUAGUAAAUAUAGUUCUAAUAGUUUGCCUCAUGGUUCUUUCGUAUUUCCUUUGUAGACAAUCAUAUUGUCUAUAAACAAGGAUAAUUUUGUCUCUUUUUAGUUCUUUAACCUCAUAUUUCUUGUUUCACUAUGUGAUUAUGAGUGUUUUAUUAUAUUGCCUGAAAACUACAAUAUAGAGAUAAAUAGAAGCAAUGAUAGAAACUUUGUUACAUUCCUGACUUUAAUGGAAAUUGCUUAUGAAAUUUCUCAAAUGUGAUUUUUGCUUUAAGUUUUGGAUACUAUUUCUAGUUUACUAAUAAUUUUUAUCCUAAGAGUAUUAAACUUUAAACUUUAUUUUUUUAGCAUCAAUAUGAAUUUAUAAUGUUUUAAAGUUAAAUCAUUUCUUGUAUUCCUGUAUUUUGAAAUUCCUUGGUUUUUUAAUUUAAUUUGAUUCAGUGCACUCUACUAGUUCUUUUACCAGUGACCUCCAUUUCUGAAGUCUUUUGCUUAAUUUCCUAAUGGAGUAGUUUUUUAACAUGUUCUCGUGGGGCAUUAUUUCCUAAAUUCUUAAUUGUUAAGGAAUGAUUGUCUGUUGUUUUUAUCACCUAAAUAAUCUGAAUGGGUGUACUAUCUCUCGAAUAACAAUUUAUUUCAAAACUUUGUAGACUUUAGUCAUUUUCGCUGGGACUGAAUGUUUUUAUUAGAAAGUACAGUACUGUAGUUAUUUUAUCCCACUUCCAGUGAAUUACUUUCUUAUUGGCUUGGAGAGCUGGUGACUAUUUUCUUUAUAUCCUUUAAGUUCUGUGUGUUUUGGUACAAAUAAUUUUGAAUUACUUUCCCUGGAAUACAUUGUUACUUUUUACCUGAAAUAUUUAGCUAUUUCUUUUCAUAGAAUUUUAUUUUCAUCACGUCAAUACUUUUUCUGAUCCAUUUGCUUUUUAUCUCU